AUGUCGCAAAAACCCGUCGACGUGCCAGCUGGUCGCACUGGUGGCGCAGACGACGCAGCCAAUGCCGCCGACAACUGCGCCAUCGAGAGCGGUGACUCUUCGCCCGUCAUGCCCCACGCUUUCGUUCACCAUCGUCAUCUCAGUGGCGGGCCCGGCGUCGGACCCGGCACCGCAUCCCCCGGCAGGUACAGCGCGACGCAGGCACAGCAGCUCGCCCAAAAGAUGGCGCAGCAGGAAGUAGCUCAAGCUCAGCGCGAUGCAGCCUCGGGCAACCAGCAGAAUGCCGCGCGAGACAUUUCGCGCUCUUCAUCUGUCCACGGCUCGCGUAAAUUGUCUGGAGGCACUCCUAGCUUGACCUCGGCAUCGCCUAGACACUUUUCGCAGUCCAGGCCCGCUCCCUUCCCGCAAGCAUCGCAGAGGGAGGCGUUUGAUGUCGCCGUAGCAUCGUCUUGCCUAGCUAGUUCUUCAGACGGUCUGCAAGCAUUGUUGCGUGACCACCCCGAACUUGUCUCGAGCAGCUUGGCUGCGGCUGCCGGUCCCAAUCUGGCAAUGACGGGCGCGUUCAGCACUCGCUCCGCAAGCCAUGCUGGCAGCAACACCAACAGUGUUCCCGGUACACCUUUUGAACGUGCCGACCCGCUCGGCCAGCAUGGUCCCGUCCUUGCCAUGGGUGGAUCUCUGUCCAACUCCUUCCACCAAUCUCAGAGCCAAGCGCAACAGCAACAGCAGCAGCAACACCAUCAUCAGCAUCAUCAGCACAGUGUCACAUCACCUACUCACGACAGCGGGCGCGGGCGCAUCCUCAAAGAUGCACCCGAGGUGGGUGAAGGCGGCCCCUCCGGCGGGCACAGCGGGCUCGGUGCUGCGCUUGGUCUGGGUCCUGGCAUCCGCACUGGCCUCACUACGCCCAAUCUCGGCGCUGCGGGUGCGAGACCUGACUACUCGGGCGCCAAGAUUGUCGUGUGCAUGGUCGGUCUGCCUGCGCGUGGAAAGAGCUACGUCGCCAACCGCGUGCUCAAGUACCUGCGAUGGCUCGAGUACGACGUGAAAGUGUUCAACGUCGGUCAGCUGCGCCGUGCGCUGGCUCGGGCCAAAUACAACUCUUCCGGUGAGAAAGAGGAUCACACGGCGUCGUUCUUCGAUCCUUCCAACCCGUCUGCGUACAAGCUGCGUUCGCAGAUGGCGGAAGAGUGUCUCGAGCAGCUCAUCGGCUGGCUCAAGCGCGGUGGCAAUGUGGGGAUCCACGAUGCGACCAACUCCACCCAAGCCCGUCGAAAGGAGAUUGCGGAUCGCAUCGCCAAGGAGCCCGAUCUCAAGCUCGUAUUCCUAGAGUCCAUCUGCACCGACCCGAAAGUGAUUGACGCCAACAUUGCCGUCAAAGUCAGCAGCGGUGAUCCGGACUAUGCUGGCAUGACGCCCGAAGCGGCCAAAGCCGAUUUCCUGGCGCGCAUCAAGCACUACGAAGACACGUACGAGCCGAUCAACCACGACGGGUCCGAGGCGCACUACAGCUACGUCAAGGUGACUGACAUUGGCAAGAGCGUGACGAUCAACCGCAUCCAGGGCUAUCUCGAGUCGCGCAUUGCGUUCUACCUGAUGAAUCUGCACCUGACGCCGCGCAACAUCUUCUUCUCGCGUCACGGCGAGUCGCAGUACAAUGUCGAGGGCAAGAUUGGCGGAGACUCGGAUCUGAGCCCACGCGGAUGGAUGUAUGCCAAGGCACUGCCACAGCUGAUCAAGGACAAUAUCGGCGAUGCGCCGCUGACCGUGUGGCACAGCACGUUGAGGCGCACGGCGCAGACGGCGAGCGAGCUGCCGUACCCCAAGCUCGCGUGGAAGAGUCUGGACGAGUUGGAUGCCGGCGUGUGUGAUGCAAUGACGUACGAGGAGAUCGAAAAGUACUAUCCAGAGGACUACGCGAACCGCGACGACGACAAGUUCAACUACCGCUACCGAGGCGGCGAGUCCUACCGCGACGUCGUCGUCCGCCUGGAGCCCAUCAUCAUGGAGCUCGAGCGACAGGAAAACAUUCUCAUCAUCGGCCACCAGGCCAUCAUCCGCUGCCUCUACGCCUACUUCCACGCCCUCUCCCAGGAGGAUCUCCCUUACAUCAAGAUCCCCCUGCACACGGUCAUACAGCUCACACCCAAGGCCUACGGCUGUGACGAGAAGCGCUUCCAGCUGCCCAUCGAGGCCGUCGACACGCAUAGGCCAAAACCGCUCAGGUCCGAGGUGGACGACCACCCGCCUACGCCCCCGCUGGAUCCUCUCGAGGAGGCUGCGACCAGUGCACCUCCUAGCCAAACCAAGCCUGAUUUGCAAGUGGCGUAG
Sporisorium graminicola is the source of this 2331-nucleotide messenger RNA. RefSeq lists its product as uncharacterized. Bases 1 to 2331 code for a protein of 776 amino acids. The record is from RefSeq and is a predicted model, not a curated record. Gene Ontology annotation, biological process: fructose 2,6-bisphosphate metabolic process; fructose metabolic process. NCBI's taxonomy places the organism in Eukaryota, Fungi, Basidiomycota, Ustilaginomycetes, Ustilaginales, Ustilaginaceae. Gene Ontology annotation, molecular function: ATP binding; fructose-2,6-bisphosphate 2-phosphatase activity; 6-phosphofructo-2-kinase activity. Gene Ontology annotation, cellular component: cytosol. The transcript has a single exon.